This is a messenger RNA of Pseudopipra pipra, 3423 nucleotides long. RefSeq names its product leucine-rich repeat and IQ domain-containing protein 1-like. Gene Ontology annotation, molecular function: protein binding. Bases 308 to 3253 code for a protein of 981 amino acids. The record is from RefSeq and is a predicted model, not a curated record. The transcript is spliced from 17 exons. Lineage: Eukaryota; Metazoa; Chordata; Aves; Passeriformes; Pipridae.
CCGUUGCCCUGGUGACGCUCCCGGCGGCGCAGCGGCGUCGUCUCGUUCUCCGCACGGAGCGCCUGACCGGCCGCGGUUGGCGGCCGCGGGAUUUCAGAGUGGAGGGUUGGCCGACCUCCGGAGGCGGCCGGGCAGGCGGGGGCUCCGGGAGAGUCUGGGGUGAACGGAGUCAGCGAGGGACCAGGAGCUGCUCGCUGCCUCAGAUGGGGCGGAUCUUGGGCUGCCUCCCACGUCCCUUGAUUGAAAAGGGGCAGGAGUUGUGCAAGGAGGGAGCUUUGAAAACAGAUAAGACACUGUGGAAAGUACAAUGUCAGAAAAUACUGAAGGAAUUGAAAAAGAAAUAGAAAUUGAAUUAGGCAGAAUCAGCGUUACGUCCUUUGAAGCAGAUGAUCCUGACACAGAGGUAUCAGACGAACCCUUGAGUGACAGUGAGACAAUUUCAGAUGGCUUACCAGAAUCAGUUCUCUCCUAUUUAAACUUUAUCAAGAGCAGCAAUCAAGAUGCUGAAAAGCUUAUACUGCAAGACUUAGAAGAUGAACAAACUACAGAUGACAUUUAUGGAGUAGUUUCUUGUCAUACUUCUGAAUCAAAUGAAGAUCCAGAACAAUUUAAAGAAAAGAUACUGUCUGAAAUUGAAAACGAAGUCUUGCAGAUUACUACAACACCUAGUUAUAGUCAAUCCACCAGUGAUGAACUGGUCACUGAUGACCACUUACUUACAGCUGGUCUUGAAAUGAGCAUAAGCCUUGCUCAUCAUGAAGUAGAAGAAAAGUGUAGACAAGAACUUGAACUUGAAGAUCAGAAGAGGAAAAAGUGGAAGGCUGAGAGAGAAUUACGGGAAAAACAAAAUGAAGAAGAACACGCAAGAAGGGUACAGCACCUGGAGCAAUUUGAGGCUGAAAGAGUAAAGUUAGACCUUCUUCAUAAGAAACGCCAAGCUGCAAUAGAAAAUGAGCUACAGAAAGAAAAAAAAGCUUGGAGAGACAAAAUGAUGCAGCAAGAGGAAUUGAUCAUGAAGCUACAGUUGCAAAUGGAAGAGGAGAAAAAGGCCUUGGAAGAGCAGAAAGCAAAAGAGAGACAUCAAUUGGCUGAAAAACAGAAUAUAGCUACUGUGAAAAUCCAAGCUAGAUUUAGAUCAUUUUUAGUCCGUAAAAAAUAUGCUCCCAUCUUAAAAGAAUGGAAAUAUGAAAUGAGAAAGAAGCAGAAAAUGCUAGAAGAAAUAGAGAGAGAAAGGAAAGAAAGAGAGGAAAAACUGAAGAGACUAAUGGAGGAAAAUAGACUUAAGAGAGAAGAGGGAAAAAAGAGACAAGAAGAACUUGAAAGACAAGAAUAUUUGGAACAGGUGAAGAGGCAUGAGGAAUAUGAGAAAAAGAAAGAAAACCUGAGACUGGAAAGAGAAAAGCAACUGCAAAUAAAAAGAGAAGAACAGACAAAACUAGGACAAAAGAUAGUAAAAGCUGUGAUGAGUGCAAGUGGAGAAAAUAACAAGGAAAACAUAAAAAAUUAUAAUCACACAGAAAAUACAAAAGUAAUAAGAGAAAAAAAUAAGCAACUAAAUAAGCAAGGGGAACAACAAAAAGAAAAACGUGUUGAAAUGAUGGAUGAAACAAAUAAUUGGAUGAUUCCGGUAGAAAGAAAUUUGACACCAACACAAAGUAUGCUAGGCUCUGAGAAGGAACAUUCUUCUCAGGUAAAUAAUGAGAAUAUAUAUGUGAAUCCAGUAACACAAAUAGAAGAAAAUUACUCACAAACUAGCUAUCUUAAUGAAGCUCCAAAUAAUCAUACUUCAAAGAAUGAAUCUCUUAACUUUGGAGCUAAUGACAUGGUAGAAAAUAAGGCAAACUGCAUAUGCAGCAGUCCACCAGAUGACCAACCAAAUGCUAGUAAUAGAGAAAUUGAAGAUCAAUCUUCUCAGUAUGAAACAACGAAGAAAACUGUGUGUCUAGUGGAAAAUGCUAAUGAGGAAGUCAGAGACACCUUGAACAAAAUUCAAGAUGUAGCAGAGUAUUCCAGUAAACUAAUUUUUCCUGAUGGUAUUGAAAAGAAGAGAAUAAACUGGAUGAACACAUGUAAAUCUUGGUCUAAAAUAUAUGAAGAAAACCAAAGAAAGCAAGCAACUAUAAAAAAACGACCAAGGAAGAGUUCAGUUAGCAAGAUGCCUCCAUUAAGUGCAGAAAAGAUAAUUCAUAGUGGCCCUUGGAGCACCUUGCAGCAGGUUACAACACUUAUGCUUGAAGAUUUGCCAGCUUGUAGCCUCUCAACGUUAUCUGAGUGUUCAAAUCUUCAAGUUUUGGCUCUGAGGCGCUGUGGACUAGUUUCACUGGAAGGACUAAGUAGCUGCAAAGACCUUAAGUAUAUCAAUGUGGAGGAGAACAACAUUCAGAUAAUUGACUGUGAAAAUCUAGAAAAUCUUUGUAUUCUCAUUCUGAAUAAGAACCAUCUUUCAUCAGUUUGUGGCUUAGAUGGCUGCAAAAAUCUUCAAAAUCUUGAACUUUCCUACAAUAGAAUCACUCGAUUUGAUGGUCUGAAGUCACUGAAAAAUCUUCAGCAAUUAACUGUGGACCAUAAUCAGUUAAUCAGCACAAAAGGUCUUUGUGAGGUGCCUACUCUCAUUUACCUAGACUGCUCUUUUAAUCAUCUCACACAAGUUGAAGACAUUGAGAAUUGUGGCCUUCUUCAAGUUCUGAAGUUGCAAGGCAAUAAUCUCCAGGAGCUUCCAAGACUGGAAAAUCAUGUUCUACUAAGAGAACUAUAUUUGGAUGACAAUAGCAUUUCUGCUGUGGGAAUGCUUUCUUUUUACUGGUUGCCUCUAUUGCAGAUUCUUUUUCUGUCUCAAAAUAGAUUAACUGAGCUUGUGCCUUUAAAUUCAUUUGUAUCUUUGGAAAAGCUGAAUAUCAAAAAUAACUGCUUGUCAGAUCUUGAAGAUGUCCUUACAUGGUUAAGUGGUUGUGAUAAACUGAAGGAGUUGUCAUUCAGUGGAAAUCCUCUUCUUCAAGAAAGGAACUGGAGAUCUUCCUUGUUUAAGGUUCUUCCUAGUUUACAGUCUCUUGAUGGUGAAAUCUUAACUUAUCAUACUUUACCAACAACUGAAAUAAUCAAAGAAUCAGAAUUAAGAACUUUUCUGGAACUUUGUCAAGCUCAAAUUGAAGAAAAUAUUCAACUGAAAAAAAAGGCUGCUGAAUUGGAAUGCCAGUUUAUGCUUAAAACUUGGUUGUAUCAUAACCAAGAAGCAGUUCCAGAAGAUUUAAUGUGACCAGACCCCUUGACCGAUAGUACGGGAAAAGAUCUGAAAGGCAAACAAUGAAUUUAAAUUAACUGAAAAGGAAAUACUGUGGUAUCAAAAGUCUUAAUGCUGUCAUAUUUCUUACCUUGUCUUCUCUCUUUCCUUGUAUGUAUGUUUUUUCUAUUAAAGAAGUAAAACAG